Molecule: messenger RNA, 5698 nt
Organism: Canis lupus familiaris (dog)
Lineage: Eukaryota; Metazoa; Chordata; Mammalia; Carnivora; Canidae
Gene: INPP4A
Product: inositol polyphosphate-4-phosphatase type I A
Exons: 26
Coding region: 234-3170 (978 amino acids)
Cellular component (GO): cytoplasm
Molecular function (GO): phosphatidylinositol-3,4-bisphosphate 4-phosphatase activity
Source: RefSeq, a predicted model, not a curated record
GGCGGGACCGAGGACGGCGGGGCAGCAGGGCGCGGGCGCCGCGGGCCGGGGCGCGCCAGAUGAUGGAUUUGGACGAGCUUCUAUGAAGAAAUGCCACGUGUCUCAACUAGUCCAAGAACAAACAUGUCCAGACUACUGCCACCUUAGGGGACUAGGGCUUGGUGACAGCGCUUCCCGGGGAAUCAGGCGUGGUCUGACCCAGGAACAGGAAGUACAACAUCACCAAUGACAUCAUGACAGCAAGAGAGCACAGCCCUCGCCAUGGCGCCAGGGCCCGUGCGAUGCAGCGGGCUUCCACCAUUGACGUGGCAGCCGACAUGCUGGGCCUCUCUCUGGCAGGAAAUAUACAAGAUCCAGAUGAGCCCAUUUUAGAAUUCAGCUUAGCUUGCAGUGAGUUGCAUACUCCAUCGCUAGAUCGAAAACCAAAUAGUUUUGUAGCAGUGAGUGUAACCACCCCUCCUCAGGCAUUCUGGACGAAACAUGCACAGACGGAGAUCAUCGAGGGAACCAACAAUCCUAUAUUUCUAAGCAGUAUUGCCUUCUUUCAAGACUCUCUCAUCAAUCAGAUGACACAAAUCAAACUCUCUGUGUAUGAUGUCAAAGAUCGAUCUCAGGGAACAAUGUAUUUACUGGGCUCUGGAACAUUCAUUGUCAAAGAUCUGCUCCAGGACAGGCAUCAUAGGUUGCAUUUAACACUAAGAUCUGCAGAGAGCGACCGCGUGGGUAACAUCACCGUGAUUGGCUGGCAGAUGGAAGAGAAGUCAGACCAGCGGCCCCCUGUGACCCGGUCUCUGGACACUGUCAAUGGGAGGAUGGUUCUACCCGUUGAUGAGAGCUUGACAGAGGCACUGGGAAUCCGAUCCAAGUAUGCUUCGUUGAGAAAAGACACUUUACUGAAAUCGGUGUUCGGCGGAGCCAUCUGCCGCAUGUACCGAUUCCCCACCACGGAUGGCAACCACCUGCGGAUCCUGGAGCAGAUGGCAGAGAGCGUCCUCUCCUUGCAUGUGCCCCGGCAGUUUGUGAAGCUCUUGCUGGAAGAGGAUGCGGCCAGAGUGUGUGAACUGGAGGAGUUGGGGGAUCUCUCCCCUUGCUGGGAGAGCCUCCGGCGCCAGAUUGUCACUCAGUACCAGACCAUCAUCCUCACGUACCAGGAGAACCUGACCGACCUCCAUCAGUACAAAGGUCCCUCGUUUAAAGCAAGCAGUUUGAAAGCAGAUAAAAAGUUAGAAUUUGUUCCCACAAACUUGCACAUACAGAGGAUGAGAGUUCAAGACGAUGGGGGGUCAGAUCAGAACUAUGACAUUGUCACCAUUGGAGCGCCAGCAGCACACUGCCAAGGUUUUAAGUCAGGAGGUCUCCGCAAAAAGCUGCACAAAUUUGAAGAGACCAAGAAACACAGUUUUGAGGAGUGUUGUACACCAUCCAGCUGCCAGUCCAUAAUCUACAUACCACAGGACAUCAUCAGAGCAAAGGAGAUCAUUGCCCAGAUCAAUACCCUGAAAACCCAAGUGAGUUACUAUGCAGAGCGGCUCUCGAGGGCGGCCAAGGACAGGUCUGCCACUGGCCUCGAAAGAACCCUCGCCAUUCUGGCAGACAAGACCCGGCAGCUGGUCACCGUGUGCGACUGCAAGCUGCUGGCCAACUCCAUCCAUGGGCUGAACGCGGCGCGGCCUGACUACAUUGCUUCCAAGGCCUCCCCCACAUCGAGUGAGGAGGAGCAGGUGAUGCUUAGGAAUGACCAGGACACCCUCAUGGCUAGGUGGACGGGGAGGAACAGCCGGUCUUCUCUGCAGGUGGACUGGCAUGAGGAGGAGUGGGAAAAAGUGUGGCUGAAUGUAGACAAGAGCCUGGAGUGCAUCAUUCAGCGGGUGGACAAGCUGCUGCAGAAGGAGCGCCUACACGGCGAAGGCUGUGAGGAUGUCUUCCCGUGCACAGGCAGCUGUACCAGCAAGAAAGGUAACCGGGACAGCCACGCCUACUGGAUCAAACCGGAAGACCCCUUCUGCGAUGUCCCUUCCUCACCAUGCCCCUCCACCAUCUGCUCUGCUGCAUGCCAUCCUCACCUGACCACACAUUGCAGCCCCCCUCCUGACGGGUCCAGCCCAGGCGAAUGGAGCGAGGCCCUUUACCCCUUGCUGACCACACUCACGGACUGCGUGGCCAUGAUGAGUGACAAGGCCAAGAAGGCAAUGGUCUUCCUGCUCAUGCAGGACAGUGCUCCCACCAUAGCCACGUACCUGAGCCUGCAGUACCGCCGCGAUGUGGUCUUCUGUCAAACCCUGACUGCUCUCAUCUGUGGCUUCAUCAUCAAGCUGAGGAACUGCCUGCAUGACGACGGCUUCCUACGGCAGCUAUACACCAUCGGGCUGCUGGCCCAGUUUGAGAGCCUGCUGAGCACUUACGGUGAGGAGCUGGCCAUGCUGGAGGACAUGAGCCUUGGGAUCAUGGACCUGAGGAACGUGACCUUCAAAGUCACUCAGGCCGCUUCUAAUGCAUCGACUGACAUGCUGCCCGUCAUCACUGGAAAUCGGGAUGGGUUUAACGUGCGGAUCCCUCUGCCGGGCCCCCUGUUUGACGCCCUGCCCCGGGAGAUCCAGAGCGGCAUGCUGCUGCGGGUGCAGCCCGUCCUCUUCAAUGUGGGCAUCAAUGAGCAGCAGACUCUGGCCGAGAGGUUUGGAGAUACAUCUUUACAAGAAGUUAUCAACGUGGAAAGUUUGGUGCGGUUAAAUUCCUACUUUGAGCAGUUUAAGGAAGUAUUGCCUGAGGAUUGUCUACCUCGAUCUCGGAGCCAGACGUGCCUGCCGGAGCUGCUGCGUUUUCUGGGCCAGAACGUUCACGCCAGGAAGAAUAAGAAUGUCGACAUUCUCUGGCAAGCCGCUGAGAUCUGCCGCCGCCUUAAUGGGGUCCGGUUCACCAGCUGCAAGAGCGCCAAGGACCGCACAGCCAUGUCGGUGACGCUGGAGCAGUGCCUGAUCCUGCAGCACGAGCACGGCAUGGCUCCACAGGUGUUCACCCAGGCCCUGGAGUGCAUGCGCAGUGAGGGUUGUCGAAGAGAAAAUACAAUGAAGAAUGUUGGAAGUCGCAAAUAUGCAUUUAAUUCCCUGCAGCUGAAGGCUUUCCCCAAGCAUUACAGGCCUCCCGAAGGGACUUACGGAAAAGUUGAAACAUGAACACACGGUUCCUCUAAUUAGCUGUUACAUACUAAAUGUGGGUACCCUCUAGUGUCAUAUAUGAAUUCUUCAAGAAGACCUGAAGGAUUGGUUUUUAUUUUUGUGUUUUAAAAAAAAUUCACUAAAAAGUCUAUGGAGCAUGUUUUUUCCCACUGGAAUUAAUAGGAGGUGAUGUUUGGCUCAGUAGUGUGGAUUGUAGCGACUGCCCAUUUAAAUAGCCUCAGCCAUAACCACACAGAUAUCAUUGAUAGUUCCCUGUAUGAAUCAAGCUAGAUAUGUCUGAAAUGCUAAAAGACUUUUUAAAAUGCCCACUUAGGCAGCUGCACACCUAACGUAUUUUUCUACUGAGUAACUCAAAAUUGAGCAUUGAAUUACAGUCUACUUUUAAAAACUCUGAAUGUAAAACAGUAAAUAAUAUAUUAAAUUAUUGGAUCCUGGGCAGACCAAUAGAUGUUAAAUGUUAACUCAAGCUUUGGGAAAGAAGCCAGCUCUAGCUCGUGCAGUGAGAGCAAAUGGUUCCAAUGAAUUGUCCCAUCUGUAACGGCACAGGUGAAAUCAGAAGGUGAAGUGAGGGUCACUAAAUAAUGCCUGAGAUCAGACUUCACUGGAAGGUAGUCUCUGCAUAGUGGCUCCCACAGCUCUGCCCCUGAUGCCUUGUAGAACAGGGUGUGUGCUGGAGAAUGUGAAGCCAGCUGUCCUGUUCUCUUCAGCUCUGGGGCUGGUCCUGCACACGCCCCCUCCUUCCAUCACUCCAGAACCCCGCUCACUCAUGAGGUGUCUGCUGCCUCUCAGAUAGCAAUGGGGGAUUUUUGUGUGUGUAGGUGCUGGAAGCCUAAAUAUUUUCAGAACAGAUGUCCUUUCGUGGGUUUCCCAAUUUAUUGUCUUCUAGAAGACAAUGCAAUCAUGUUGAAUUGUCUGAUGAAAGUGUCUCUUAGGUUUGCAGUACUUGUUACAGUCCUCUUCACAUUCUCUUAUGUAAGAUGACUAUUGAGAAAGUUGGAUUUAUCUCCUACAGUGAGAUUUUGAAAGGGAUUAAUGGGCCAUAAAACUUAGGAAUUUCAUAGAAAAUUAUGUCUGGUCAUCUAUUAUAAGAUGAUGAUGAGUCUUAUCUGCACAUAGCAGAGAUUUUUUUUCUUAGUUUAUAUGUUUAUCAGUUGUUUAUCAUGAUGAUUAUGUUUACAUGUUAUUUAAAAGGCUGUAAAAGAAAUCUAUGUGGCACAUACCCAUGAUGCUGAUCCUAAUGAUUUAGGAAAUUCCUACAUCUAAAUUUGAGGUAUUAUUCGUGGGCUCCUUUAGAAAUGCCCCUUGGAAACAUGUAAUGUAUGUCGGCUGCUGAGGCCCAGGCAAAGCCACCCACCGGCAGGGACCCAGAGGGGUAGGCGCAGGUGAGGGUGGAACUGUAUGGAUGACCCUCCAGGCCCUACCUUCUCAGACAGAGCCUACUUCUCCUGAUGCCUGGUUGGGUGUGAGAGGAUAUGGAGGACGCAGCAGGGAGUGAUGGCACAGCUCACACAUCUCCCACGGCUGGCUCACUGUGGAGAGUGCGCGCAGACACUGCUGUCCACCACCCCGCUGCAGAGGUGGCAGCAGCUGGUAUCACCUUCUGCUGUGUCAGACCCCGCUCAAAGACAGUUUCCAGUAUGGCUGAUUGGGCCUCUCACCACUCCCCCAUUUCAUUUAAUUUGUAAUUUCUCUAGCAUCUACCUAUUUCCGUCUUUUCUCGUUUUAACAUCACUACCUUUAAAAAAUUCCCUUGUCUUUUUAAAUUAAAUGUUACCCAUAUUGUUUCCAGAAUUUUAUUUUAUUUUAUUUUAUUUUUGGUCUGAAGAGCAUUAAGUACCUGCAUUUAUCAAAAGGGAAUACAGCAAAUGUUGAGUCAUCUGUUAGCAAUUCUGCAUGUGGCACCAUUAUGUGAAUUAUUUUAACGACUUUGGCUUCAUGUUAAGGAUCACCAUAAAACUCUAAGACUUGGCUAAUCGUGUAGAAAAUGUGGAGGCGUCAGUAUUCCAUGUGAGCGCUCGGCCGGGCUGCGGCGAGAGAGCCUGGCUCAGCCUCCCGGUGGCCUCACGCCCUCCGCGCUUGCUCUGCGCCAGGGCUCCUGCCCGCCGGGGUGGCCGGGGCUCCUCCCGUGGGCCCAGAGCCUUGAGCUUCGGUUGCACAAGGAAAGCCGCUUCACAGGUUCCGGCCAGUGUUCCUGAGAAGGCCCCUCCUUUCAAAAGAAACGUGGAGACCCACUAGGAACGUGGGACGUGACGUGGAUUCUGUGUAAGCACGUGCAGCACAGUUGCCUUUGGUUUCCUUUAAAAAUGUACAAAUAUUGUAUAAUACAGUUUUGUCCCCACACAAUUGUAUUUGCCAAGCUUAGUGCAUUCAAGUACUUUUAUUUAUUUGUUUUGGGUGGGCAGUAUUAAUAUAUAUAAACAUAUAGUUACUGUUUUAUAUAUUCUUAGCUCAUUCAAAGCCAUGUAUGCUGUAAAUGUGCUAGUCUUUAGAAUGACAAAUAAUAAAUAACUGACAAGAACAUUAAA